UUCUAUUCAGAUGUGCUUUUACUGCAUCUGGAAUGCCUUUGGAAUCAUUGUCAUGGUCAGAAAUGCCAAUUAGAGACUUUUUAGAUAUUAUUGUUUGGUGAAUCAAAAUUUUGCAGAUAUAUUUUUGCAAAAUUUGCAAAGAAAUAAUAUUACCAAAAAUCUCAAAUUGCAUUACUCCAUAAGCCCUGUUGGCUCAGAUUUUCAAUCCAUUUGUUUAAUUUGGCAUACAUUGGCCUUUUCUUUUGUUUUCUCUUCAUUAAGAAUGACUUCUUUACAGAUACUCAUCCAGUUCUGUUCAGGCUUGGUGAAGAGUAAACAGAUUAACUGAAUGGCCAGAUUCAUCUCUCAGUCCUGCAAAAAGUCUUUGUUGGAUUUCUUUAGAGCAAGACUUUCAGAUAUGAUCACCAGCUGUAGAUCUUUUUUUUAAGCCUGCCACCUAUUCUUUUGUCUUUCACUUAUCUUAACUUGGCUGAAGUAUAAGCUGGACACAGUGGUGGGAAAUAGCAAGUUUAUGAUUGGGAAUAACUUAGUCAGGGCAAAAAAUGUGACUAUUUACUCUCUGUGUGAUAACUGUUAUUGUUGGGAUGAUUUGCAAAUUCACCAGAAGAAACUGGAACAAAUUACAUAUUUUUUUCCAACAGGCUGCUAGUAAUAAAGUGUAUAAAGAUGCAAUUUAAAACUGUUUCUAUGCUAAGUUAUCUAUUAUGUUUAGAUGCAAAACUCAUGCAUCCCUUGAGUUAAGAUUGAAUCAUUUAUUAGUUAGUGAUUUAAUGGCUUAAAACAAUUAUUCUGAAUAUGGUCAAAUACAAAGACUAGACCAAUUUUUUUAUUUUAUUUUUUUAAAGCAGCUAAUUUCAAGGCCACUUUAAAAAUGACAAGAAAGUCUGCCUCCUUGGAAGCAAACUGUAAUGAAGCCACUUCACUUAAAAAACAAACAAACAAACAAUAAAACAGCAAAACUGCUGACAUGCUUAAUUAUUUAGUAAUUAUAUUGUUGCGGGUGAACCUGCCAAUCAAAUGGAUCAGCUCUAGCCAUGAGCAAAGAGCAUUUCCACCAUGGGUCUAAAAAAAUAUGAGGCAUGGACUGGAAUGCCCAUUAAACAAUAUGGACAACUUGAACUGACUCGUGUUUCAGUAGGUCUGUUUCAUGAUUUAAUGGGAACAUAAUGGUGAUGGCUGCAUACAUACUCAGUUCCCCUUCAAUGGUUAAUCCAUGUCAUUAAUGGUGUCUCAAUUAAAUAAAGGCGUUCUUUACGGAAGCAGCUGGAAAACCUCCCCCCCGGCAGCAAAACUAGUACGCAUGCUUAUUUUCGUCCAGAUGCCAUCACAUCACAGGCGCUCGCGCUCUGUUGCUUGAAAGUCAAUCUCCGUUAAACAAAGCGGCAUCACCCCGCUCUCUCUCUGCCGGGGCAGAUUGGCCGCCAUCCCUCCUCAUCAAGGCGGCCUCUGAUUGGACAGUCUCCUCUUCUCCGCUGACAGCCCCCCGCCAACCCACCUCCAUCUCCGUGAGCGCAGCGUGCAGCUCGAGACGCCGAGCAGAGGAGGUAUCACCGCUGUGUGAAGCGGACGGAUCUAAGAUUCCUGGACAACUUGUAAGGACGGGACGCGGACGACAACACGGGGAUGUUAUGAAGAGACGGGGCACAAAUUACAUUGGAUGAGAGCCAGCUGUGGCAGGGUUCUCGGGCUAGGCCAGAACUGCAUGAUGCCCAGCAUCUGGACUAAGGAUGAAAAUUGUGGCCCAGCUGACAGGAGCCACCCAACCAAGAGCAUUUGAGGAGACGCUUGCAGAUGUGAAUACUGCUCUAUGCAACAUCCCAACUGCCAGUUUCACUCACUGAAACCAAUGAGCUCAUAUAUGCUACUGCAACAGAGGAAAACCCCCAUGGGGAAGAAUGCUGGAGGCUAACUCAGGUGCAGAAAUACGUCAUAAGAAACAGGUCCUAAAUGGAAUAGAGGUACAACGAGAUGUCCAUAACUGAGGCUCAAGAAACUGCUAAGCAAAGACUCAGAGCUCUGGCUACUGGGCUAAAGAGAAAUAUCAGAGAGGCAGAAGCCAAGGCAAUAAAUGUGUUCUCUGAAUAAAAGCAGAAGGAGAUAGCUGAAACUUGGGAAAGCUGGAAAAACAUCUGGGAGAGUGAGAUGAAGAGCAUGAACCAGUCAACAUCACAAAGGCAGACAUCUGACCAGUCUCUGGAAUGAAGAGAUGAACAGCACCAUCACCCAACAUGACCUACAUCUACUUUGCUCCCUCCACUGUGAGACCUGAUCCUGUCCAUACGAGAAGCUAUUGGACUGGUUGUACUGAGAGAUAUUGAGUGUCUGCUGCUCUUCUCACUUACUCAUCAGAAUGAACUGUGAUUUCACUUCUAUGUGACUGUGUAAAAUGCAGAGAGACUGCAAAGUCUGCCGCAGUACGAUCUUUUCUACGUCUCUUUCUCUGUGAUGUUUGCGUUCUCCUAUUUUUGCUUCUCUACGAUUUCCAGAUGCCGUCAGAAAGAGUUGAAAGUCGUCCUGUGAGCUGCGAUGGAACACAGUAAGGGCAUGGACAUGAUGAGAAAUCUCUGCCAUUCUGCUUUUCAAUCACAAUAGCAGCACUAGACUACAGAGAAGUCUUGAAAUUAAUGUCAGCUGUGUUGCGGAGGCAGCCUCCCGCUGCGCUGCAAGCUCUAACAACCCAUGGAGGCGUGGCUUCAACAUUUCCAACCCUGUUGCCACUGGUAAUACCAACCAAGUGAACAGAGAUGCCUUCUAAGGUUUCCUGCUUAUACUUGCUGACAGUGGUAUGCUGGGCCAGCGCUUUGUGGUACCUGAGUGUUUCCCGCCCCUCUACUUCCUACGUGGGCCAGGUGAACAUCCCAAUACGCAAUACACUCAAGGUGAACAAGAACUCCACAUUCAGCAACAUCCGCACGCGCUCUGUCAACCCACACGACUUCGGCUACCUCAUCAACGAGGACAAGAAGUGUGAGUCGGAGCCCCCGUUCCUUGUCAUCCUCAUCAGCACCACUCACAAGGAAUUCGAUGCCCGUCAAGCCAUCAGAGAGACAUGGGGGGAUGAGAGCACGUUUCAGGAUGUGCGCGUGGUCACGCUCUUCCUGUUAGGCCGAAGCACUGAUGUUGUCCUCAACCAGAUGGUGGAGCAGGAGAGUCAGAUCUUUCAUGACAUUAUAGUGGAGGAUUUUAUUGACUCAUACCACAACCUGACGCUCAAGACUCUUAUGGGCAUGCGCUGGGUGGCCACCUUCUGCUCUAAAGCUCAAUAUGUCCUCAAGACAGACAGUGACAUCUUUGUCAACAUGGAGAACCUCAUCUUUAGCCUCCUGAAGCCUACCACAAAGCCCCGAAGGAGGUACUUCACUGGUUAUGUCAUCAACGGUGGGCCAAUCAGAGACAUGCGCAGCAAGUGGUACAUGCCCAGGGAUCUGUACCCAGAGAGCAAGUACCCCCCGUUCUGUUCUGGCACCGGCUACGUUUUUUCAGCAGACGUGGCUGAACUCAUCUACAAAACCUCCUUACACACCAGGCUGCUGCACUUGGAGGACGUGUACGUUGGUGUGUGCCUCCGGAGGUUAGGAAUUCACCCUUUCCAGAACAGUGGCUUCAACCACUGGAAGAUGGCCUACAGCCUCUGUCGCUACCGCAGGGUGGUCACCGUCCACCAGAUCUCCCCUGAGGAGAUGCACCGCAUCUGGAACGACAUGACCAGCAAGAAACACCUGAAAUGUUAGCAGGACUGUUGGCACCAGUACAGAGUCAGCGUGGCGUUGAAUCUCCUCUUACCACUUGUUUCUCUGUUGCUGGUUGUAUUGGCUAAUACUGAAUAUCAACAAUGAAGCUGUCAGUUCUUUAACCAUGAAGCUCUACAGUGCGAGGCCAAAGCAAACCCCUCUGUAUUAUCCUGCCUGCUGUCACUCCAAGUUGUUUGAGUGCUCAUACAUUAGGCACAAACUUGGGAAAAUGCUUUCCAGAAAUGUGUGAAACAAUCAGGUGGUUGGCUGUGAUUGCCAGAGUGAUUUUAUAAGACAUUGCAAAUCAGGAAGCUGAGGGGUUUGUGUUAAACUCCUCAUUUACAUGAGACUCAAACUGUCCCAAAAUUGCCAACUGCAGAUGGAAUAAAUGCUGACAUGCUUGUCUGGACCCGGACGCUCUCUUCUUGGGUUCAUCACAGGCUCUAAUUAUGAAUGUUCCUCUUGUAUUUUCAGCUGUUGUGCACUUCUGAAUAAGGUGUUAACGUUUGGAUGUACUGUUUGGCACUGCAGCAGCCACGUCAUUGUGAGGACCUCGAUGAGUUUACAGUGUGAUGACUCAUUUAGAUCAUAUUGCUCUCCCUCUAGCAAAGCAGAUUAGGGGAAUUAAUGAUCAGAGUGUGUAGUGCUCUUUACAGAAUUAGACAUAUUUUCUUACAAGAGACCAACAGAUCUUAUCGUACAAUGAGGAAAGAUAAAGCAACUAUACAGAGAGAAGAUAUGGGCUGCUUGCAUUCCCAAGUGAAUGUAACUUCUGUUGAUGUGUAAUGUGCAGUUAUUUGUCUCUGGCAGUACUGGCAGGAGGCUGCAGAUCAUUCUAUUUUCUAUUACUUGAACAUGAAGGAGAACAGAUGUACUAUAGGAGCAGCAGAAGUGUAUAUUGAGAACAAAUAUUGCAUUUUUGAUUGCUUUCUUCUUUUCCAUUACUUGAGAUUAAAUAAAGGCUUUUAUAAGACUCCAUGUUGCAUUUAUUAAGGCAAAUAAUAUGAAAGUUUAUAUUCUUCAGAUUUAUACACAUAACCUGGUAGUUAAUAUGCCUGUGAACUUGUAAGGGAUCUUCUUUGGUCUCUGAAGGAAAACACUGUGGAAGCUGCAGAAGUGAAAGCCUUUCAUUAGUUGUGCAGCAGCUGUGCUCCAGUCGAAGCAGAUCCCAGCUCCCAACGCUUCACUGAUGGGCGCAAGCUGAAAUCUCGGCAUGGUUCUGGAAACGACCUGCUGUUCUUUUCCAUGCAGGUGAGUAGGCAGGCAGACCCUUGCAACUUGUAAUUAAAUAAGAUGUGUAAUUAGCAACUGACUGUUUUUUUUUGUUUUUGUUUUGUUUUUUUAUCUGAAUCAGAGGAAUUACUGCGGUAGAUUUAUGUGUCCAAAUGAACUGAUCCGAAAACACUUUCUUAGUUUUCACUGUCUCUCGUUUAUUCACACUGGGGAACUUAAAUGUUUUUAUCUUGGGGUGUGUGAUCAAGUAAGCAGGUGGAACCACGCACUGCAAAUUCAGUUUAAUUGUAAAUUCUGUUUUGUUAAAGACAGUGAAAGAAAAAAAAAUUCAGGUGAAUAGACAAAUGUUUAUUAGUUUUCCUGGCAUGUUUUACUUUGACUUUUUGCACACUCACAUUAUAAAGGCUUAAAGUGCAAACUCACUGACUAAAUGUGAAGGAAAGUUUAUGCAACUCCCUCCCUCUGAAUGAAUCUUGGCUGUUAGAUAACAUGGGGGGAGGUGACCUCCUUCCUCUGAAGAAAUUUACAAAUACACACAAACAGUAGCUUUGACUCCAAAGAUAUUGAAAAUUUACGCAUAUGAAAAACAAUCUUUCAAUUAUGAGGCUGUGGGCUGUCAAAGAGACCAGAAAGGAUGAGGUUCAGGGGAAAAGAAAAUGUAGCAUGAGGUGAACCAGCAGAAUCCUGGGCAAAUGUCUCAGUAAAGUGGGAAAUUGGGGUUCAGCAAGGGUUGAAAAUUAAAAGUUGCUUUAAAAUUGGUAACUGUCAGCAAGUGGUCACAGAUCAGAUCCCUGCUUUUGAAGCAACCAUUUAAAAGGCAACAAGGCAGAGAACAGUAAUUUUGGUUGUGCCAUGGUCUCAAACCAAUAUUCCCUAUUUUGACUGUAGCAUAAAUUACAUACUGUCCUUCAGAUCAGUGUUUCCCAACCUUUUGGAGCCACGGCACAUAUUUCACAUUAGAAAAAUCACACAGCACACCACCAAACAAAAAUGUCACAAAAAGCAUAUUGAUCAUUUUUCCCCACGCACCAGGCGCAGCGGAAUUGGCUCCAUUUGUCCCCAGUAUACCUUUUUUGCUUUCUUCUGACCACUACUCAUGCUAGGGACUUCAUCUGGGUUAGAGUUUUUUCCAGGACCCGGGUCAGAUUGACAAUUUUUUCAUUUCAAAUAUUUAUUUAUUGCUAUUAAGCGCUGCGUUGUCUCACUAUUAUAUCAUUUCUUCUUAGUCUUCUUCUGUUUUUCUGGCAGUUGGCACCUUUUUAUUUACAGCAGGUAGUUGUAGUGCCCUCUUGUGCAAGAGAAUGUAAUUGUUCUCUCCGUCACUCACGCCAGUCGCUUACAGCACUAAUCAGGUGGAACCAGAUAAUCUUCCAUGGCUCACCUGAUCAUUUUUCACGGCACACACGCCGCAGCACAAUGGUUGGGAAACACUGGUUUAGACAAUAUGUAAUUUAUGCGACAAUAAAUACUGUAAAGUAAUAAUACUAUAAAGUUACAUCUUACAUAAUCACAUAUGUCAAAAUCAGUUUUUAACUGAUGCUAAAACAUUAAAGAAACGAUAUUAAAAAUCAGUGCAGGAGGGCGAGCUGCUAUCAGUCGUAUCGCAACGUCUGACGUAAAUCAACAUAUCUUUACAUUGUUUGGAGAGAGUGAGUGAGACAUGAUCCUGAUACACUUUGCUUAAUAGGUACUAUGUGGGAAACGCUACAGACAAGUCACCAAGUGAUUCUGACUCCAGAGUUCAACUAUUAGCAAACCAAAGCUACCAAUUAUGUUUGAUGACUUUAUGCCAAUGCUAUAAGAUUAAAACAGUAGGUUUAUAGUACAUGUUAUGUUUUAUUAAUUUCACCUAUCAAUGAGGAUUGCAUCCACCAAUAAAAAAUGUUUUCAAGAGUUUUGUUUUAAAUGUAUAUUUAUUUGAAUUUGAGCUUUUAUGUUUCACAAAACAUAUAAAAUCACAAAUUAGCUUUAAAAAUAGUCGUUUCCAGAUAUUUUGAAGGAAAGCACAGGUCAGAAGUUUGGAGAUCAGUCUAACCUUGACACAAAAACAAUCCUGGAGAGCGAGUUUACACAAUUUUGUGUCCUUUUUUUUCUGUGCAGUGCAACAGUUGCUAGCAGGAUACUGCUUAGCAAAGGCAGUUGAAAACAAACAGUCAGCAUUUCCCUCCUGCUACACCAAAAACCUUUCUCUGUAUUUUUGCAAAAGUUUUUAACUCAAUGGCAAAACACGACAGAAGGCAUCGUCAAUCCUUUGACUUCUCCGUCUCUCUCCCUCACUUAUUUGAUUUCAUUCUCAUUAUGAAAGACAUGAUAUGGGCAGUGUUACCAGCUCUCAGGCUUCUGGCCUAUGACACAUGACUCACACCCAAAAUAAAUCUCACACCAGAUAAUGGGAAGAAUCAAAGGCACUGCUUUAUUUCAAUUUCUUUCUUAGUCUUACCAUCAGCUUUGGUGUAUCUGCUGGUACGCAAACACUAGAGAACUGAAAACAGUGUUUGAUUUGCCUGAGGCGCACAACCUCUCAGUGAGAGACGAUUAAUGAGUUUCUCUGCUGAGCCUUGUCCCCAUUUGACCAAACAUUAACAGGGACUGAACCUAUUUUUGUUGUUUCCAGCUGUUUGAGUUUAUUAAAUCCCUGAAGCUUGUUAGGAUCCAUAGAGUAUGUCUCCAAAGCAAGAAAAUUGCAAACAUCUUUACAUAUAUUUACACUUUCACCUCAAGACUUUGUAAAGUAAAAAAAAAAAACCUGACUCCACACGAAAGCUGGCAACCCUGAUAUAAGGUAGAAAUUAGAAGGACUUGGGAACCUUUCAUUACACCUAGAGUAACAUGAAGAUUCAUGCCUAUAGUGAUUGCUAUAAGUGCAUCAUUUUGCCUAGAGUUGAAACAUGUUGAAUUCUAAAAAAAUGAGCUAUGUCUAUGGUCUCAACACCUUUAAUCAAAAGCAAGAUGAAAAUGUCCAAAAAUAUACAUUUGGGGUAGCCGAAGGGACAUAUUCAUUCUGAACUAUGUGAAAUCCAUGUUAGCUUUUGAUUUAGGCCACAAAAUGCUGAAACUUCAACCCAGUGGGCCAUGGCUCCUCUCUGGGAUUAGCAGGUUAUUGUAACAGUCACAGUGAUUGUGGUAUCUGGUGGAUGUAAUUGCACUUGUGUUUUGUGACGUGUGGACAUACUUAUUUGACUGUUUAAAGCGUUAAUGUUAAGAGACACUGGAGACCUUCAUAAGUUACAUGCAGCCUAUUGUCCUCCAACAUGGAAUUAUUAGGUUACAAGGUAAUUAUUUCAUAUUAUAGAGAAGUAAAGCCUUAAUUAUACUGCUUGCAUGGGUGAAAAGCUAUGCUUUGUGCAUGUCUAAAGCUGACAUUUCUCUUAUUUGUCUGGGCAGCCUGCACACUCAGAUCAAUUCGAAUCUCACUAACAACAUCAAGGCCAUGGUACUCUUUGAUUCUGGAUUCAGUCUUCACAUCAGUAAACUCUCCUCUUUUCACCAUCUAAAAAUACCAAGAUUUAACCAGAUUUGUGUUGCUUCUCAAUUCUCUGUCUCAUCACGACUGGAUUACAACACAGGACUUUUAUUAGUCAGAAAUUACUCAGGGGGCUUCAGCUAAUUGUUGGAGCAGGGAAUCACAUUACAGCACCAGUACACUGCUUACAAAUUUGUUUUAGGACUGAUUUUAUGGAUUACAUUUAAGGCUUUUUGUGGCCAGACUCCAAACUAUAUUUCAGAGGUGCUCUGCCCUGUCAGCCAGUCACAGCCUGACAGACGGGAACUGCUGUCUGUUCAUGGGCCCUUACAGUUAUUAUAUUUGACAUUACUAUUAUUAAUUUUUUUACCGUAUGUUUUUGUUUGUUUGCUUUUCCCAUUUGCAAAACCCUAAUUUAAAAAUGAACAUCAUUAAGGUAUUAUUAAUAACCCAUAGAGAGAGGCUCCUUUUUUAGCUCCUAUUCCAAGAUUGGUUCUGGCACAAGACGAAGCCAGUGAAAACUGAGUACAAAUGUGAGGAAUGCAGCAACAGCAAUACAAGACAGUAAAGGACCAUGCUGAUUGCAUGUGCUUCACACGAUACAGUUUUUCAAUUCAGUUCAAUUCAAUUUUAUUUAUAUAGUGCCAAAUCACAAC
Haplochromis burtoni (Burton's mouthbrooder) is the source of this 9083-nucleotide messenger RNA. RefSeq names its product beta-1,3-galactosyltransferase 1. The transcript has 6 exons. Gene Ontology annotation, cellular component: membrane. The record is from RefSeq and is a predicted model, not a curated record. The coding region runs from base 2745 to 3731 and encodes 328 amino acids. Lineage: Eukaryota; Metazoa; Chordata; Actinopteri; Cichliformes; Cichlidae. Gene Ontology annotation, molecular function: N-acetyl-beta-D-glucosaminide beta-(1,3)-galactosyltransferase activity.